CGGAAACGAGUCGUAAACAGCCAUUGAGACGCACGUGGCAAUUCAUUCAUAAAAUCACUCCAAACGAAAACAACAAUGGAGGAGACCCUUCAAAGGCUCGAGCAGGAGCACCGGAAGGCGAAGGACGACUUGCAGGCCGCCGAGAGCGAGGCGAGGGAGGCCCAGGCGAACUUGGUGGAGGCCAAGCGCGCCCUGCAGAGCCUGAAGAAGCGGCACAGCGACACAGAGGCUCGGCACCGCGGCCUGCACUACGAGCUGUCGCAGCAGCACUCCUUGUCGGCGCGGCACCGUCAGAUGAUGGCCAGCGCCAGCGUGGUCCUGUUGGAGGAGGAGGCGGUGAAGGCGGUCGAGCGAGACAUCGACUCCGCGACCGCCAGCCUGGACGGCAUGGCCAGAAUGCGCAUGGCCUGCUACGAGAUGGGCCAGCAGGAGUGUCUGGCCAAAGACAGGCUUUACCAGCAAGUGAUGCAGGCCCGAGCGCGGGUCACGGCCCUCAGGUCCCGCCAGGAAUCCUUCAGGCACUCGCCAGGCAGAGUGGAGCCGCUCAAGUCGCAGGUACAGCACCUGAAGGGGGCCGUGCAGUCGCUCCGCCAACAGGCGAGCACACCCGACGACACCCUGCAGUCCUGAAGAGCAGGCGGAGGCGGAGAAGGACGUGGUCCUACCGACGCCGCAACGAGGACCACCUGGCCAAGCUGAGGACCACGCUGGGGUGCGCCCACGCCUACAACUCGCGCCUCAACCUCGAACUCAGCAGGCUGGA
Messenger RNA from Penaeus vannamei (Pacific white shrimp), 763 nucleotides. Its product is annotated as tropomyosin Lep s 1.0101. The record is from RefSeq and is a predicted model, not a curated record. Lineage: Eukaryota; Metazoa; Arthropoda; Malacostraca; Decapoda; Penaeidae.